This is a messenger RNA of Spirodela intermedia, 3305 nucleotides long. Lineage: Eukaryota; Viridiplantae; Streptophyta; Magnoliopsida; Alismatales; Araceae. The record is from the annotation of a GenBank genome assembly.
AUGGAACAUGUAUCAGAGAAGAAAUUUCCAGUUGAUCCCAAGGAUUACAAGUUGUAUGAAGAAAUUGGGGAUGGUGUCAGUGCCACCGUCUACAGGGCACUCUGUAUUCCAUACAACGAAGUUGUUGCCAUCAAGGUAUUAGACCUUGAAAAAUGCAAUAACGACCUGGUAAGAUGGUUUGUAUUCAAGUACUUAGAGACAAAUAUUUAUAUCCUUUAGAGUUCCAAGACAUCAUGAUUAUUCUCUUGGUUAUUUCUUUUACUUUUCCAAGAAGAGUUUGGUUUUUGCUAGGUUACGAGUUUUUUUUUUGCAUUAUUUAAUGUUUAUUUAUUUCAUCGUUUGCUUUCUGUGUAUCGACCAUAAGAUCAAGAUAAAAAAUAAUUAAAAUGUAUAAUGGAAAAGUUGUUUCAGCUAUGGUAACUAAAACCAAAUAACAUAGAAUAAGGAGAGUGAAGGCAACAAGUACGCUCAAUCUAAGAUUCCAAAAAUUCUGAUCAACUUAAUCAUGGGCAAUUUUUGGUGCUUUCGAAGAAAAACAUAGUUUUGUUACAUUUUCUUUUGUAGAUAACCUUUGACACAAAUCAAACGAAUGAAUACUGGAAAGUCUGGCAGUGUGAUCCAAUGUAGUCGUCCGUGCUGAGAGAAUUUAUACGUUCAUUUGACAUGUGAUAGUUAGAGUUGGCAACACAGCAACAAUAUAGACUUUUAUUCUUGCGACAACACCACUUCAUUCUGUGUGUACUAUCCGGUGAACUUCUGAUUUCUUAACAAAUAUUAUAUUAUUGAUUACAUAAAUGAUUCCCUUGAUGUUGUUACAAAUAAUCCUUUUAAGAUCCAUAGUCUCGUGUCUUGGACUAAUUGUUCCACAGGCUUCGUAGAAUUACUUAUGUUCGGCUUAGUCAUUGUCCAUGCAUUACUGAAUGAUAUAUAUGUAUAUAUUUAUGCAAAGAAAUUUACUUUCUGUUUUCAGGAUGGAAUUCGACGUGAAGUGAAGACAAUGAGUUUAAUCAAUCAUCCUAAUUUACUACAUGCCCAUUGCUCUUUCACUUCGGAUACGAGUCUUUGGGUCGUGAUGCCUUACUUUUCUGGAGGAUCUUGCCUUCAUAUUAUGAAAUAUGCUCAUCCUGAAGGAUUUGAAGAGCCAGUUAUUGCAACGCUAUUACGUGAGGUUCUUAAAGCCCUCGUUUAUCUCCAUGGCCAGGGUCACAUCCAUAGAGAUGUCAAGGUAUUAUAUAAUUGAUUCGAUUAUUUAUCAAUACUGGCAGUGCUGAUAGAAGGCACCAUUAUUAGCAUUUUUCGGUAACAGCCUUAAUCUAUGUCGAUCUGUGUGGCAUAUCUUUUUCUGGUGAAAAUCUCAUGGGUCAGCUAUAGUUGUUUCUGUGAACAAGUUUAGAAAUUAAUUUUUCUCUGGUGUAUGUUAUGUCGUUCUAUGUGGCAUAUGUUUUUCUUUUUUUCUGGAAUCAAAAACUUGGAUAAAAGAUGGUUGAUUGGAGUUGGUGCUUCUGAUGGAAGGGAGGAGGCAACUUUUAAAGAAUAUAUAUUGAUACCCUUUUGGUUUGAUUAGGAUUCAUCCAGCAUUCUGGUCAUGCACUGGUGGUCUGAACUCCACUGCUUUGGGUAUCAUAGAAAUGUAUCAAUAUGUAAUAGUUUUUUGUUUUGGUAGACAAUGGAAAUGUAAAAGAAUAAGGCAGUUAGGGUGCACUCAUGUGGCAAAUUAACCAUAGUUUAGUGUAUUUGUAUCAGAAUUUAGUAGGUUGGCGGAUCCAUAUCAAAUGUUUAACUGUUUGGUGCCAUGAAUGAUAAUAGAGCCUCUGGUGUUCUUGGUAUAUUCUUUCAAAAUAAAUGGUAGAGUUGCUUAUAAGUUCCUUUUUCCCCCCGGAACUAAUGACCGGUUUAGUAGCUAUUUGGAUUUUCUUUGUUGAAUUCAUUCUUAUCAGAUGUUGAGCAUUGUACCUUCGUGAAAUGUCAAUUUUUUUUGUGGUCGCAUGCUGCUGUUUCCUUCUAAUAUUAUCUAUCGACACGUUUUCAGGCGGGUAAUAUUUUAAUCGAUGCAAAUGGUGAUGUGAAGUUAGCUGACUUCGGAGUCUCUGCUUGCAUGUUUGACUCUGGAGAUAGACAACGAUCAAGAAACACCUUUGUGGGAACUCCAUGCUGGUCCAUUACUUAUCCUUUUCUGUUUUUCUUACAAAUUUCAUAUUUCUAUUUGAAUGAUGUGAUUUGGUCCCUGGUCAUUAGUCUGAACACAUUUAUUCUGUCAUGUCUCUAGAAGACUCAUUUCAGACCCUAAAAUAUAUGAAAACAGGAAGGGGGAUUAUAGUCAUUCUAGCAUACAUGCAUGUGGCGGAACAAAACUGUGUGAUCUAGUAGAAUAAAGUGGUUAUUGAAAUCUAGAAUAUAAUCUAGACAGUGCACUUACAGGUCUCUAAUAUUUCUGCAAGUUAACAAUUUUUGGGUUCCAAAACAUGCACAUUUUAUUCAUAACCCGAAAAAAAAAAUGCUAACACCUUGGAAUUGGGUGCUGGUCACUAAUGUGUUGACGUAGUUGAUUUCAGAAAUAUAUGGUGAACCAUUGGUUUCAUAAUGUGUUGACUGAUUGCUUCCCAUGUCAUUUUACAUUUACAGGAUGGCUCCGGAAGUUAUGCAACAGAUGCAUGGAUAUGAUUUCAAGUGAGUGUGACCACUUAAUGAUUUUCAGAAGUUUUUAUAGUAUUGAUUUUUGUAGUAUUGGUACGUUGAGGAUAUACUGGGCUCAUUUUGGGACUUAUUUCCUCCGAGCAGAGCAGAUAUAUGGUCCUUUGGGAUAACGGCUCUUGAGCUUGCACAUGGCCAUGCUCCAUUUUCGAAGCACCCACCAAUGAAGGUCGAGUUUUGUUAAAUGUGUUUUUUUUUUUUUGCGUAUACUAGCUUCAUGAAAGUGGUGUUAUGAAUAUUUCUUGAAUUCAACAAUUUGAGUGAUCUCAUUUCUUCUUUUCAUAGGUGUUGCUUUUGACCUUACAAAAUGCACCACCAGGCCUUGACUAUGAAAGAGACAAAAGAUUCUCCAAGGUUCAUUCUUGUUUUUGAAAUUGAUGCUAGGUGUUACUUCUUGAGUGAUGUUGUGAAAUUGAAAAAUCUCUUUACAGUCUUUUAAAGAGAUGGUAGCUGCAUGCUUGGUGAAAGAUCCGAAGAAGCGUCCAUCCUCAGAAAAGCUUUUGAAGCAUAACUUUUUCAAAAAUGGUCGCACAAAUGAAUACUUGGCACGGAUGAUCCUUGAUGGCCUUGCUCCACUCGGUGAACGGUUUAGGGAACUAAAAGUAAUAGUCUAA